Babesia ovata is the source of this 3678-nucleotide messenger RNA. RefSeq names its product ribosome binding protein. Lineage: Eukaryota; Apicomplexa; Aconoidasida; Piroplasmida; Babesiidae. The transcript has a single exon. The coding region runs from base 1 to 3678 and encodes 1225 amino acids. The record is from RefSeq and is a predicted model, not a curated record.
AUGGUGCCGCACGGUAUUCAGCUCUCCACACUCAAGGAGUGUCUCCAAUUCUUGCUAGGGUUGAACAAUGAUAAGAAGACGCAAAGCCUGGUGGCCGAAGAGCUGAAAAGGCUGAUUGAGAAGUAUUUUAAAUCCACAGUUACUACAGCACGUAAGGGUAACUCCACAUUUCUUUCAGCAGACAACAUUAAAUCCGAGCUCUCCAAAUUCCUUGGGAAAGCGUCAGACUUCUAUGCGAGAUUGUGCUAUACUACAAAGCCUUGGACAUAUGGAAAUCAAAGCGCAGAACAACUUGUCAACGCGCUGCUCGACUGCUUUCCCAAGUUCCUAGCCGCUAUGUACUAUCUCUGGUACUGCAUUGAUAAUACAUUCAAUAAGUUGGGCGGCGGUGGAUGGCAGAAUGACUGGCCUGGGUGGGAAAAUAGACCACAGUAUGGUAGGACUGAUUGGGGUGGUGACCUGCAGGAAUACCUUCGAGCGGAGGAACGCGACGCCCAUAAGUACGGUGGCAUAAUUCCUGGAGGCUUCGGUAAAAACGAGGUGAGAUAUGGUUACUCUGAUACUAAAGGCUAUACGAAGGGUUCUUAUAUGUAUGUGGACCUUGGAAAGAUUUUGGAAAAAAAUCCCUACAAUUUCUUCCGCAGUGUGUUCGUGAGUUCCGCAGUUGCGUACUCCGGCGUUAAUAAGGAGAACACCGCGAAUGCGCUCUCACUGGUGAGGACCUUUUGCGAUAUUGUGGGAGAAGAGGCAAAGAAAGAUAAUGGUAGAACUUUAAUACAAAAGUUGAAUGAAGAUUUAAACAGACGAUUGAGUUCACCAGAGAAAUCCAUCUGCUGGGACGACCUAAAAAAGCAUUGCGCUGAGCUCAGAAAUCAGAUUAGCAGAAUUUUCACCAACAAACGCUUUGACUUCACAGGCCAGGUGACGAAAGUUAGCGACCUUAAUGAGAUAGAGCUUGCAGGGAAAACAGCGGAAUGGCUGAGACGAAGUCUAACAACAGUGCGGGGGAAAUUGCAGGAAAUUAAGGAAUACCAGGCCGACCAGGAUUUUGGAGAUUAUUUCACUAAAAACCUUUUCCCAUACGGAUUCGUGUUUAGUGGAACAAGGGACAUCCAUAUGCCGGAGAGAGAAGUAAGGAAUUCGAUGAGAGAUUUGUCCACUGUAAGCAAAGAGCUUGGCGAAAAUAAUAAAAGUUUGGAUAGGCUUAGAGAAAUAUUGCAUGGUGAUGGCCAAAGAGCAUGUACAAAGCCUGAGCCCCCGCUACCAAAAACUGAAGGGAAUCAAAAUCAAGGCAAGAAAGCGGAGGGGGCACAGAACCAAGGCAAGAAACCUGAGGGAGCACAGAACCAGGGGAAGAAGGCGGAGGGAACUUCAAAUCAUGUUAAUGAUCAAAGUGGACGAAACCUCCCAGGUUCACCAAGUGGAAAGCUUCCUGCUCCACCUCCGGCUUCCGGUAAGGAUGGAGAUGCAGGCCCGAAAGGGCCUCCUGGUACAGUGACUCCGGGGUCUUCUUCGGAUCAAGAUUCAACAGUUAAACAAGGUGUUAAUGUUCAAACUCCCGGUGAUACAAGCCCGCCACAGUCUCCGCCGGCUACCGCCAGUGCUCCUGGAGACCCUUCCCUCCCUGCUAAGCCAGGUGUCGGGGGUCAGGAUUCACCGGGCGGUGCCCCUCAAGGCUUACAUCCUGCUGCUCCUCAAGAUCCUGCACGUCCACAGACUACGAGUGUUCCAGGGUCAGGCUCUGGGUUAACUGGUGGUAAGGGGACUGGUCUACAAGGUGGUGGAGGGGGUGAUCAAGGCGGUGCCAGUUUCAUGGGCCACCCUAUACGGUCUCAGAAAUGGACGAAACCUCCAGAGCGCACGUCGGCACCAAAAGAUAAGCUUGACGUCACAGGCCAGCCUGUCGCCCACACGGUGUUAGUAGAUGCCUUGCCGCCGCUCUCAGCCUUGAAGCUGCCCUGGCAGCGUGACAAGACGCUGACCAAGCCCCUUGAAACUGUUACGCUUAAUGAGCAUGACAUGGCUGACAUAACACAUGUCACUGGCGACGUAAUUAAAACGCCCAUGGCGCAACUUCAAGGUCACCCUAAUAUGGGCAUCUCCGUUACACCGGAGCUCACAGGCCAGCCUGUUGCCGAGAUUAUGUUCGACGAUCCUGAUAUCAUUCCAAUCGAUUUAGACAUCGAACGGCGGCAUGAAACUGAAACGGCGCCUAACGCACAAAUUCAGCCGCCGCCCACAGCAACACAAGGUUUCACGAAACAACUGUCUCGGACUACCGUACCACCUACGGAGUGGAUCGAGCCUGCCGUUCCCAUAGAGGCUUCACCUGAGAUACCCACGGAAGCAUUCGGUGGCAGCGUCGGCCCGCUUGAUAAUGUAAAAAGUCCGAGCGCUGUGGAAUUUCUAAAGCAACUUGAUCUCAACACAUCGCCCGACGCCGGAGUAUGCCGCAACCCCUGGUACGUCUCCGAUGCCUCGGAUGUCACCGACCAACCAACCCCCUCCCCUCCCCAAGACUCGGACCACCUGCCUCCUCCCAAGACCGUCAGGGAAAUGCUCUGCUGGCUGGUUGGAUUGACUGAGUUGGGGUAUGUUGGAAUCAUUACUGAGCGUGUUAAAGGCAUUUUAAGGGAAUAUAACAAGGAUGUCUCCCAGCCUCCAGAUGCCCUCGAGGUCACUGGGGAUCCCUCUCCGCUGACCGCUUCCCAUGUCUCCAACACUCUGACCCAGGCGUGCCACUACGCGGCGAACGUACUCCACAGGAUCAAGUACAAAGACAUAUCCGAUGAGUUCAAAACCUUUUUCGAGGAUCAAAAGAAAUAUGCCUUUUAUUCCUCCUCAGAUCCCGCCUGCCUCCUCUGCCAGCUGCGGGACUACGUGUACGCCUGCUACCACCAGUUGACGUUCCUUAAGUCGCAGUGUUAUCGGAAUAAAUCUCAGGGAGGUUGGCAGAAUUGUCCGUACGGCCGUGAUGUAUCGUCUCCCAAGUCCCCACUCCAGGCCUUUUUGACUGACGCCGCAGACUCCAAGUUCAAGACAGAUCCCUUCGACCCGCGCGAUAUCUGCCGCAAGAGCCGUGUCAACAUGGGAUUCAAGCAGGAGCAUCUGCCUGCAACUCACGAAACUGGCAAGCAUAUUUCCACCAUCCUCACUCCCACCUGCGGCGGCGAUGACCCCUUGCUGACAUUGGCCUCCUACCUCAACUGCCUCACCCAGCGGACGCCGCGCACAACCGGGGAGCUUGUAUCUUUCUUCCACAAUUUCGGGAAUACGCUUCAUGAUGUAUCUUCAGACUUGUCUUUACUGGGCUCCGCCCUCUCCAAGCGACAUGACGACUGCCCCAGGUGGGACUGCCUUGGUGACGCCGACCUCCAAGCCGUCCAGGGCAUCCGGGGCUCCGCCACUCCCACCGCCAACCACGACAAGGACAAGAACCAUGCCAAGACCCUGUCCACACUGCUUGGCUGCGACAUCGAUAACUCCAAGUGCCCACAACUGAUGAAGCCCAUCACCUACGGAGCCUACGCCCCGUACUCUUCCACCUUCGUCCACACCUACCUCAGCUGGGCGGCCUACCUGGCAGGCAGACUGUGGGAGUCACUGCUCAAGCUGUACUGCGAUCUCGAGAAGCUUAAAUGCCACGACUCCAAGUCCCUCCACCAGGCCGUCCAGUAG